GUAAACGUUGUCAGUGUCACAAGUCUUGCUCUUCGGGGUUUUAGCAAUUUAUUUCCCUGGUUCUAAGUUGAUUUCUAAAACCUUCAAAGGGAUUGUAUGGGCAGCGUCAUGGAGCUGUUGUCUUGGCCCCCGGCCUGUAGGUCUGGUAGGACCCGUUUGGUGGUGGAAAGUCUAGUUUGGCAGACUUGCUCGUCAAGCCCUUUGGGCUUGGUUCAGAGCGUGAAGGAGGGGUGGGUCGUCUCUAAAGUGGGAUAGUGUCUCAGACCUUGUUUUGUCCAAGGAAUGACUCAGUAUUUAAAGGAGUGUAUCUGUAUUGGAAAGAAAAAGAGAUUGCUUAAAGAUUAACUAACUUUUAAGACUAACAACUUAUCUACAUCUAUUUUGGGGCGCAGGGUAGUUUUUGUGAGGACUACAAAAAAAUGGAUACAGAGAAACAGACAAGCAGCCAUAGAGUUUGGGAGAGGAAGAGAGCGGGAAAGACAGCCAGGCACAGAGUGUGGGAAAGAGAGAGAUCAACAGAGAGCUGGCAUCCGCUUUUCCAACAGCAUCAUUUUAAUGAAGGUCCCGUCUGUGGUUAUCAUCUUAGUGCCAAUGGAAUUGAAACCUGCAGACAAUGCAAUCUUCAAGGCCUUGCGACUGCAAGUAUACACUCUUUUUCUCAUGCACACACAAACCCACACACACAAACUCUCUGCCUCUCUCACACAUAUUCGUUGUUUUUGCGCACACUCACACACACUCUCAUGGAACCAGAGCAACAGUGUGCAUGGUUGUUCCAGACUGAGCCAGUUCCCAGAUCUGUCUCAGCUGUGUGCUGAUGAAUAAUUGAUGAAUGAAGGCGGUUCCAUUAGAACAGAUCCCGGGUCAGUCUCAGGGAACAUCACACCAGCCUGGCCUAUCUAUUAUAGAUGGCAGAGUUUGGUGACUGUGACAGAGGAGAGGCGGCUCAACAGCUGUGAGAGGAGGACAAAUGGUGCUCUCCUUCUCUUUUCCUGGGAGUUCUGUUUGGAUCCAGACAAGAUGAAAGAGCUGACGGUUCAGUUUCAGUGAGUUUCCUGCCGUGCUUUUCACAAAAGUGUGUGUUUGAGCGAUUUGUACUCUCUCCUGUCUGCCUGAUCAUCCCUUGUCGGAGCACUACGAAGCAGGAAAUGAAGGCCGUCGCUGUAGCUAAUGGCAAUGGUUGCCAUGGUCCCCCCCCCCCCCAGCCCCCACUCUGAGUCAUCCUCUACACCAAGAGGGAGAGAUCCGGUGUUGGCUGGGCGUAUUUCCGGGCGCACCCACACAGAAGGUCCAGUGCGAGGGGCAGGCGUUGAGCCAGGGCUGGACGGGCAUGCAUCAUGACCUCAGUGGUGCUUGUCGACAGCGGAGGGGCGGUGGUGGAGUAUGUAACCGCAGUGGAAGACCCUCAACAGGAGGAGGGCCAGUGUGAAGUUGAGGUGGAGAUGGAGGGCGAGGCAGAGGGCGAGGUAGAGGGGGAGGCCUACGAGGAGGAGGUGGAAGCAGGGGCUGGAGAGGAGGAGGUGGAAGGGGAGUACCAGGCAGUGAUUGUAGAGGAGGUUCCAGGCGCGGGGCUGGGGCAGGAGUUGGAGCAGUGCUUCUCAGCCCAGGUACUGGUGUACGAUGACGGGACUUACCUGAUGCAUGACGUGGGGGACGAGCAAGAGGUGGAGACUGAGACGGUGGAGACAGUGGAAGCAUCUGUCCAUGGCAGCAGCAUCCACUGCUCAGACAAGACUAUCGAAGCAGCAGAGGCCCUGCUGCAUAUGGACUCACCUUCCAGCCUGCGGGGGGACCGCAGUCCAGAUGUGUUUGUGCCGGCAUGCGUGGCCACACCGGACUUCCUGCACGCCGCCAUGCGGCCCGACGCCAUGACUGAGACUGUGGUGGAGGUGUCGACGGAGGACUGCGAGGAUGACUGCCCCAUGGAGGUCACCCUCAUCGAGGAGCCCGACCUGGAGCCUGAACCUGACCACGAGCCCGUCAAGAGGAAGAAAGCCGGGCGGAAACCCAAGACGCACCACGCAGCCAUACCCAACGGAUCACUUGACCUCGGCAUUAAGAAGAAACCCAGAGAGGGGAAAGCGGGCAGCACCACCUACCUGUGGGAGUUCUUGCUGGACCUGCUCCAGGACAAGAACACGUGUCCCAGGUACAUCAAGUGGACUCAGAGGGAGAAGGGAAUCUUCAAGCUGGUGGACUCCAAGGCUGUGUCCAAGCUGUGGGGGAAGCACAAGAACAAGCCUGACAUGAACUACGAGACCAUGGGCCGGGCGCUCAGAUACUACUACCAGAGAGGCAUCCUAGCCAAGGUCGAAGGUCAACGUCUGGUGUACCAGUUCAAGGAGAUGCCCAAGAACAUUGUCAUCAUCGACGAUGACAAGGCGGACUCCGAUGAUCUCAUUGGCCAGGAGUGUGCCUCUUACGAGCGGGUCCCGCCCCCGUCCGAAACGCUGCUCAGCGCCGUCGAGCUUUCCAAGACGCCCAACAUCCUGCGGGGUGGGGCGAGGGCUGUGGUCCACUCCCCCGUCAUCAAGGGUAGCAAGGCGUCGCUGGUAGGGGGAGGGGCCUUGGCGGCGGGAGUCCAGCGGAUAAUGACGGUCUCUGCGGCGACAGACGGGAGCCAGACGCAACAUUCUCACACAGCCAUCAUCCCCACUGCAGCCGGACCCAGGACGGUCCGGGUCGCCAUGCAGGUGCCGGUGGUCAUGACGACGUCGAUGGGCCAGAAAAUCUCCACAGUUGCUGUGCAGCAGGCUCAAGGGACUACGGUGGCGUCGGGCCACACCCUCCUCACCAACGCCUCGCCCACGGGCAACGCCAACACCCAGCAGAAGGUCAUGAUCCAGACAAUCCCCACCAUGGUCCCUGCCACAGCGGAGAAUGGAGACAAGAUCACCGUCCAGCUAGCCAAGAUCAUUACCAUCCCCGCCCACCAGCUGGCCCAGUGCCAGCUCCAGACCAAGUCUGGCUUCGGGGCCUCCUCCCAGGGCAUCAGUCUCCUGGGGGGCCCCCUCACUGUCCGUGCCCUGACCCCUGUCUCCAUGGCGCCCGGCACCCAGGUGAUGAGGUUGGCGGUCCCCGCCCAGCAGACGCAUCAUCAUCAGCAGCUUCACCAUCAGCUGGUGGUGUCGCAGGCGGGCGGGACUCCGGUGGUUACCAUGACGACGGCCAAUCCCACAGUGGCGGUGGUGGCGCCCCGCAUCGUCAGCAGCAUCAUCAAGAGCAGGGAGGCGGUGGCGGGAGGGGGAGGGAGGACUGGGGCGGAGCAGGCAGCGGUCCAGGUGAUACCGGUCCUAUCCGGGCCCAACCAUACAGGGGCGGACAGAGUGAACCAGGACGCCAACGAGGUCACGCCACUCGUCACCCAAUCAGAAGUUGCAGGCGUGGAGGUCGGCACUGUCGUUGUCAAAUCUGAAGAGCCGGAAUGCUGAGAAAAACAAAGAGACUUAAGGGGGAUUUGUGGACUUACGUACACACACACACACACCUAUCAAAGCCCACCCAACCACCCCUAUUUGCCUCUAGGGGAGGGCGGGGGCACAGUACAAGUUGGCCCCACAUUUUUAUUUGUUCUUUUUAUUAUUGAAAAUACUUUGAGACACUUUGAAAACUCAAGUUCCCAUCAUGCCUCCCUUCUUUCGGGCUUGUCCACCUCUUUUCUCAGAUCUCCGGUUCCCAAAGUGGAACCCAUAGACAUAGAAAUCCGGCAAAUGACAUUUGAAGAGACUUGUCUAGACAAAGGGACCAACUGGGAUCACUACAUUUUAACGGUCUCUCCUUGGAAAGAUAAAUCGGAAGGGAUACCGCAACACUACAGCAGGCAAAUAAUUCAAAUGAACCAGAAUGUGAACUGGGAGGGGAGGAAGAAGUUUGUUACACUUUGUAUAGAAACGUUCUUUAUUUUUUUGCCUGUGUGUUUCUCUUGCAUUGACAAAGUAAAACCAGCAAUUAGUUUGACUAUCACUGUGCAGAACUCGUGUGACAGUGCCAGGUGCUAUGUCGGUCUCCCCCCCACUCACACUCAGUGUCACACCACUGCCACAUACCAAUGCGCUCGCACACUCACACACUCACCAGGAACUUUUGGAAAGACCGCUUUUAGGCUCCUGGAAGGCAAGUAAAGAAAAAGGGACUUGAUGUGUAUAUAUCUACUAUACAGUUUACGAAUUUUAAAACAAGAGCAGCCUUAGUUUUGAUGACUUCUUGUUUGUUUAUAAGCUAAUCAAGCUUUUUUUUUUUUUUCGCAUAAUUUUUCUGACGAACAAUACCUUGUACCAAGCACAGUAUUACUGAGGAGUACAGAAUCACAUAUUUUGUUAUCGUUUUCUCAGUGUAGGUCAGGCUCUUAAGAGUUCCUUCUGAUUGGUCUCGCCCAUGGAUUUACUGUUGUCGCAGAAUUCCUGGAGUUUCUCCUAGUGGGAUGUUAACUCUUCCUCACCUCCCUUAUCUGUAGUAACUGACCUGGGUACCCUGUACUGCCCUUUUAGACGCUUCACUUCUAGCUAUUUGAAAUUGACAGGUUGUUCGGCAGCAUGAGUUUAUAACCCCCCCACCCGACAUGUCCACUGCAUUUUGCCUUUCCUAGUUAACCGAUUUAGAGGGAGAAAGAGAUGUUUGCGUUCAGACUGAACUAGUUUGUAUAUUCAACAUUUGAAGUAUAUUCUAUUUUGUUGUACUCUUGUUUCAAAGUGUAUUCAAGUAGAUUUUACUGAAAUAUAAAAACAAAAAACAUUUGAAACCA
Osmerus eperlanus (European smelt) is the source of this 4741-nucleotide messenger RNA. It is a transcript of the gene elf2b, whose product is annotated as E74-like factor 2b (ets domain transcription factor). NCBI's taxonomy places the organism in Eukaryota, Metazoa, Chordata, Actinopteri, Osmeriformes, Osmeridae. The transcript has 10 exons. The coding region runs from base 1338 to 3431 and encodes 697 amino acids. The record is from RefSeq and is a predicted model, not a curated record. Gene Ontology annotation, molecular function: DNA-binding transcription factor activity, RNA polymerase II-specific; sequence-specific DNA binding. Gene Ontology annotation, biological process: regulation of transcription by RNA polymerase II; cell differentiation. Gene Ontology annotation, cellular component: nucleus.